Molecule: messenger RNA, 1884 nt
Organism: Mesoplodon densirostris (Blainville's beaked whale)
Lineage: Eukaryota; Metazoa; Chordata; Mammalia; Artiodactyla; Ziphiidae
Gene: SUSD5
Product: sushi domain containing 5
Exons: 5
Coding region: 1-1884 (627 amino acids)
Biological process (GO): cell adhesion; Notch signaling pathway
Molecular function (GO): hyaluronic acid binding
Source: RefSeq, a predicted model, not a curated record
AUGGACGCCCGGACCAUGGCUGCCAAGGGACCUGACUCCCGCACCCGGCUCUGGGCGGCGGCGCUGCUCCUGCUCGGCCUGCCAGGGCUCUCCGUGCGGGCGGAGGGGAAGCUCUUUGUGCUGGAGUCUCAGAAUGGCUCUCAGGGCCUGGAACUAAAGGCCGCUCGGCUUUCCUGCAAGAGCAGAGGCGCUCACCUGGUGUCUGCGGACGAGCUGCGGAGGGUGGUGCAGGACUGUGCCUUCUCCGUGUGCACCACGGGCUGGCUGGCGGACGGCAGCCUGGGGACAACCAUGUGUAGCAAGGGGAGUGGUGAACAGCAAAUCAUGAGAGCUGUCGAUGUGCGAAUUGAAAGCAACCCAGUUCCUGGUGGCACAUACAAUGCCCUGUGUAUUAAGGAUGAAGAGAAGCCGUGUGGAGACCCACCUUCCUUCCCACACACCAUCCUGCAGGGCCACACGGGCUUGGAGAUGGGGGAUGAGCUGCUGUACCUUUGUGCCCCCGGCCACGUGACGGGCCGGCGCGAAACAGCCUUCACCUUGCUGUGCAACAGCUGCGGGGAGUGGUAUGGCCUGGUCCAGGCCUGCGGGAAAGAUGAGGGUGAGGUACAUAUUGACUAUGAAGAUAAUUUUCCUGAUGACAGAUCUGUGUCAUUCAGAGAGCUCAUGGAGGAUUCCCGGACAGAGGCAGAGGAGGACAGGGGUCAGGGAGAAGCCUCUGAGGAGGCUCCAAAGCAGGACCAUCUGGUCUCUAUUUCUGUGGGGAGAGAGGACACAGCCCAGGAUACAGCUGUUGUGCCAACCACAGGUUUGCCCAGCACUGGGAGCAGUGUCCCCACAGACCUGCCAGGAUCCCAACAAAACCAGAAGUACAUGUUCUGGUUUCCUGAUGAGAGCUUCCACAAGCCUGAGUUGGAAAAGGAGAUGGAUGAGGACACCAAAAAGCAGUUUCCUGCUGGAGAAAACCACAGUGGCACCCCAUUAGCCCCAGGUGAGCCAGAAACUAGGGUCAUCUACAGCAGCACUGAUGGUCCCUUGGGGCCAUUUGUGGGCAGGAAUGACAGCAAGGCAGGUGACCCAAUGGUGAGCAGCAGCGAUGAGUCCUGGUUAGAUGGCUACCCUGUGACCGAUGGGGCUUGGAGGAAGACAGAGGCAGAAGAGGAGGAAGAGGAGGACAAGGGCAAUCGAUCAGUAGGACUGGAAGAAACCGUCCUAGUUACACCCAAUCAGCCUGCUCUUGUGGAAGUUAAGAAGCCCAGGAGUACCACCCUCACACUCAGUGAGGACACGACCCACCGUUCAGUUCUUCCAACUCAAACUCUAGAUGUAGAAGCUUUGGCUCUCAGACCCAUGAGUGUGUCUGAAACUGAGAGUCCCAGCAAGGGGGAUGGUGACCUGACCAGGGACCAGUCAACUGCUCCUUGGAGAUAUGCCACAGAGAAGCCUCCCAUGUCCAUCCUACCCUAUGAGCUCACCAGCUCUAUCCUGGAGAUGGUGACAACCACCAUCCAAAAGACGUCGAACCUCAUUCCCUCAACCGUCAUGGCGGCCACCCAGACGCCAAUGGAAAUCACUGCCCCUGAGGUCCAGGAUACCUUUCCAUACCUGCUGUCUGAGGACUUCCUGGGACAGGAAGUCCCCGGCCCAGGUGCAAGCGAGGAGCUUCUUCCAACCUUGGAGUCCUGCGUAGGGGAUAAGUGUCCCAGCCUCAGCAGAGGCCCCAUCAUUGCCAUUGUCACGGUCCUGUGCCUGCUGCUGUUCCUGGCAGGCGUGGGGGCCGUGUGGGGUUACCGCAGGUGCCAGCACAAGAGCUCCGUGUACAAGCUGAAUGUUGGCCAGCGGCAGGUUGGUCACUACCACCAGCAGAUUGAGAUGGAGAAGGUCUAG